GGGUGGCCUCGCAUUCGCUCGCUAGCGUGGGAUUCCGCGGCGGGACGAUACCCCGGCGCGCUGACAGAGUCGGGGGGGUUGCUAUCGUCCCAUGCCGACCGGGUCCCGCUAGAUCGGAACAUGCGGCCGCAUGGAGGCUGGUGGCUCGCGCGAGUUGUGAUAUAAGGUGCCGGCUUGCUGUCUAGGAAGAGGACACGGCUGUUGACCAUCACUGAUCAGUCUGCAUCUCAUUGUGUUGCGCGUCGUCAAGCCCUCCCUAGGAAUCUAAACCGUCCAUCAGCCAGCUGUCAGCUUCCGCAAAACAUCGUCUUCUCAAAAAAGCGAAAAAAGAACAACCAUGUCUCGCUACUUUCCCCACACGACCUACGCAGAAGACCAGCCCCUCGCCGGCACGAUCCUCACAGUCCACGUUCUCACACGCGGCUACACAACGGGCACGGUAGUGGGUCUCGGCGUCGCGGCCGCGAGUGGAGUCGCCCGCCGGAUCCGCGGCACAAAGCCCGUGCCUGCCACCGCCGUCGCCGGCACCCCGUUCUCCACAUCAGCAACGACAGCACUCCGAAGCGCAGGCGGACUACACACCGUCCUUCGCAAAUCAGGCACCGCCAGCGCUGUCGGCCUAGGCCUCACCGGCGUCGCCACGGUGGCGCGGAUGUACGGCCGCGAGGACAUUGAGUGGCGCGAUCGCGCGUGGAGGCUGAUGGAGAGCCGGAGCCAGCUGGAGGUGGACGACUGGACGUAUGGUGGUGCGGCGGCGGGCGUGGCGACCCUUGGGAUCGCGAGGGUGGCGCGGGUUAACGGUAGCGCGCUUGGUGUGAGGGUCGUUGCUGGUGCUGCUGGGCUGGGGAGUCUUGCGGGGACGGUAGGGUAUAUGGUUUGGAGGUAUGGUGUGCAUGGAGGGAAGUAUCCCGAGUAUGUCGGUCCCGAGGCUGCGUUGUCGAGGGUGUGAGGCUGCCGCGGUUUGAAGAUUGGUUGCUGCGAGGCCUGUACGUUAGAUACAUCAAUAC
Colletotrichum scovillei is the source of this 1007-nucleotide messenger RNA. RefSeq lists its product as uncharacterized. Lineage: Eukaryota; Fungi; Ascomycota; Sordariomycetes; Glomerellales; Glomerellaceae. The record is from RefSeq and is a predicted model, not a curated record. Bases 338 to 949 code for a protein of 203 amino acids. The transcript has a single exon.